GCUGAUCCGCGGCGCGUCUGGCUGUCGCUCAGUUUGUAUUCAUAUUCCUCCGCAGCGGACUGAACUCAACACUCCCACAUUUAUUGACGCGUCUCACCAUUACAGUCUUUAAAUAUUAAUACAGAUCAACCAGCACGAGCUGAAAGUUAGUUUCUCGGCGGCGGAACCCGGAGCUGGAGUUCGGGAAUAUCACAUUUCAGCUCGAGCGAAAUAUUCGGGGCUGGAACUGAUGCGGGAGAUUUUUGACUCUUACUGUAACUAAAGACGCUUCAUAAACGCCACAGAUCCGACAGAAAGGCAGCGAAAUGGGGGAGCAGCCGAUCUUCACCACCAGAGCUCAUGUCUUCCAGAUCGAUCCCACCACUAAGAAGAACUGGGUUCCUGCCAGCAAACAGGCUGUUACCGUCUCGUACUUCAAUGACAGCACACGCAACAGCUACCGCAUCAUCAGCGUGGACGGGUCAAAGGUGAUCAUCAACAGCACAAUCACCCCCAAUAUGAACUUCACUAAAACAUCGCAGAAGUUUGGCCAGUGGGCCGACAGUCGUGCAAACACAGUGUUUGGACUCGGCUUCGCCUCUGAACAACAGCUGUCCAAGUUUGCUGAGAAGUUCUUGGAGGUUAAAGAAGCUGCGAAAUUGGCCAGAGAAAAAUCUCAGGAGAAGAUGGAGACGUCCAGCGAUCAGUCGCAGGAAUCUGGCCGUGACACUCCAACAGGCAAUCAAGCGUCCAGCAUCAACGGAACGGAUGAUGAGAAGAUCUCACACGUGCCGGAGAACACAGUGCUGAUGAGUGAGAACGACCGGCUGAAGUCUGUAGCAGAGCAGAGUAAGAAGCUGGAGACGGAGCUGCAGGCGUUGAAGGACAGUAACGCUCGGCUGACGGACACGCUGCAGGAGGCCAACAGUAACGCCGAGAGCUGGAAGAGUAAAGUGACACAGAGCCAGGACGAGAACAACCAGCUGAGGAACAAGAUCGCAGAGCUGGAGGAUCAGUGUAAGGAGGUGAAUCUGGAGAGAGAGAGAAACGCUCAGCUGACGCUCAGAAUUCAAGAGCUGGAAGCAGAUCUGCAGGAAAAAGAACAGGAGCUCGAGGACCUGCGCAAACAGGCAGAAACCAUCCCGCAGCUCAUGACGAAAUGUGAAAGCAUCACGGCCAAACUACAGGCUGCAGAAACGGCCAACAGAGACCUGAGCGAGAAGAUGACGCUCCUGCAGAGCGAGAUCGACGACAGUCAGCAGAAACAGAAGAACAUCAAGAGCGAUCUCAAGAAGUUCAUGGACGUUCUGGACGGGAAGAUUGAUGAGCUCCAUGAAGUUCGUCAGGGCAUUUCUAAACUGGGCGUCGAUAACUGAACACACACACACACACACACACACACA
Molecule: messenger RNA, 1382 nt
Organism: Sinocyclocheilus grahami
Lineage: Eukaryota; Metazoa; Chordata; Actinopteri; Cypriniformes; Cyprinidae
Product: homer protein homolog 2-like
Exons: 9
Coding region: 306-1355 (349 amino acids)
Biological process (GO): G protein-coupled glutamate receptor signaling pathway
Molecular function (GO): G protein-coupled glutamate receptor binding
Source: RefSeq, a predicted model, not a curated record